Molecule: messenger RNA, 671 nt
Organism: Acanthocheilonema viteae
Lineage: Eukaryota; Metazoa; Nematoda; Chromadorea; Rhabditida; Onchocercidae
Source: the annotation of a GenBank genome assembly
GUUCUUGUGAUGAAUGUUCACGUAGCUCACGUUGCAUGGCAAAUAGUGUAAUUUUAUUGGAUACCUAUCGCGCAAUUAGCAGUGCGCCGUUCCUAUGGCUUGCAUGCACCGAUCCAUUGCUUGCUGCAUUCAAUCUUGUCAUUGAUUUGCAAGUAUGCGAAGAAAUGGAAAACGAAAACAAAGUGGCGUAUAGAGAUUUACGUCAUAAUGUGAUGACGUUUGCGGUGAAAAUUGUUGAGCAAUGUUGGACAACAGAAGAAAUCCAUGUGCUACUGUCACGUAAAGUUGGAUCACCUUUGGCUGAUUGUGAAUUACCUUUUCCACGUGUCCAAUUAGCUCUCAAGGCUCAUAUGAAGCCGUUUCUCUCUUCGUUGGGUGUUCAAGCAGCAAUGGAAGAUCAUUGGCGUGGAAUGUGGACAGAUAUGGGAAAAUUUAAAUAUCAAGACUUGAGUCGUAAAUUUCGACAUUUCUUAUGCUAUCCAAUCUUAGCAUUACUUCAUGCAAUUAGUGCUGGAUAUUGUAUUAAAACAUUUAAAUAUCCAUUAGCACGGUAUAUAAGCAGAUUAGCAAGUUAUACACUAUUUCUUAUUAUUUUAAUUUUUAUUCGAUAUUUUGGUAGGACGGGUGAGCGAUCAACCGAACGAUCGCUUGUUAAUAGCUGUUUGUUUUAA